Molecule: messenger RNA, 2082 nt
Organism: Bolinopsis microptera
Lineage: Eukaryota; Metazoa; Ctenophora; Tentaculata; Lobata; Bolinopsidae
Product: vacuolar fusion protein CCZ1 homolog
Exons: 10
Coding region: 121-1464 (447 amino acids)
Biological process (GO): vesicle-mediated transport
Cellular component (GO): intracellular membrane-bounded organelle; Mon1-Ccz1 complex
Source: RefSeq, a predicted model, not a curated record
AAUAUAUUUUAGAGAGAAUGAAGUAGAUAGAAAAGCGAUAUGAGUCCAGAAACGAAAAAGUCAUUGGAAUUUGAAUUCUCCUACAGUGUCCCAAAAGCUAUGUGAAAAGUUCAUCGGAUUAUGGAGAAAGUUCCAGUACCCUGGUUGCAGAACUUUAUAAUUUUUAACCCUACACUAUGUAUAAAAGAGGGACAGGAGGAAGAAAAGAUUCUCUUCUACUACUGCAAAGAUGAGAAGUCAGAUGACGCCAAAAUCCGACAAGUUGGUUUGUGCGAAGGUAUGAUCAACUUUACCAACAAAUUCUCCAACAACACUUGUGAGGUCCUGGAAACAAAACGAACUAGACAGGUUUAUUUUGGACCUGAGCCUGAUUUCUGGAUGGUUUUGACGGUUGGAGUUCCUGAAAAAGGCUGCAGAUUUGUUUCAAACUUAACUAUGAGGUCCUUGCUCAUCACAAGUUAUAAUCUAUUCACCCUAUUCUAUGGUCCGUUCACUCCUCUGAUGAACAAGCUAGCCGACACUCCCGCAUUUCGGGCUAAACUGAAAAGGUUUUUCGGUCCAUACCGUACAACUCUUAAAAUUGGCGAAAGUGAAAUUCUGGAUCAUGUAGCUGGUGUUCAGUAUCUACCUAUUGAUCCGAACACGUAUUUGUGCUGUCAACGGUUCCUGUCCUCCCUCCAAGACCGCUUCUCACCCGUCCUCUACACCAUGCUCCUCUACAAAGACAAGUUAAUCUACUCAGCAUUAAAUAAGCACGACACCAAGGUUCUCUACCACUAUCUCAUAAACAUUCUCUUCCCUGCUCAUCUAGAAACUUCUGGCAUGGAGUUCAUCAGCAAAUCUUUACAGACCAUGGGCAGGUAUCUGAACGGUCCAGACAAUUUCGACGAAAACAUCAAAGCUAGCAGACUGCACCUGACUACCGACAGCAAAGACGGUGAAUUGUCUCAGGUGUUCCUUCUUGUGUACAACAACAUGGACACUACACUGUGUCUUAUGAUAGACGCCACCACUUCCUGUACCAAGACCUUCUACAAGACUCUCCACGCUUUUCUCUCUACAAACGUUCCAACUCUUGAUAACAUCGUCUCCAAACAGGUAGCGCCCAAAGCUCUGAGCGGUGGAUCAUCAUCACACCACGUGACUCCAGUUAACGACAAUAUCCGUUAUCUCCUCUACAACUACGAUAACCUUGCCUACGUUUCAACGCUUCAUACUCCUCCUCUCAUCUCAACAGCUUUCAUGAGGACCAUCAGUGAUAUCACCGCCGUCAUCAAGGAUAAACGAGAAGCUGAUAUAGUGAUAAAGACAGGAUCAGAUAUUUGGAUCUCAGCCAGAAAAAGCAAAAGUCGCGUCCUCUUUUCGCUCAUCCUCCAAAAGAACAUGCACUACAUAAACGUGGUGGAGGACGUUCGGAGACUUAGCCUGAACUUAUUUAAUAAAACAUAUUUUUGUGAGUAUUAGUCUCUGAAGAGUAUUAGACUGUGGUCUGUGAAGACAGUAAAAUUCUCGACUUUCUUAAUUUUAGAGUAAACUUUUCUUAAGUAUUAUUACGAUUUUUACUGUUGCCAAAUCGACGAUUCCCCGUGCAAUUUCAAACCAAUUUGUGAUCUGUUAAAUUAUGAAAAAGUAUCAUCCAUAAAUUCCACAUAUUAUAGUCUAAUCUAAGAGUGUUAAUUUCUAAGAGUAACACCUUAAAUAGACAAUAAUGGAUGCGUUAAAUAAUUAAUUUAGUAACGAAGUGACUUAACGGUAUUUUCCGAAUACUUGAUCCGGUCCCUGUCCUAACGAAACGUUUUACGUUAAGUAACACAUAGUAAUGAGUAAGAUAAUAUAAAUAAGGGGACCAGUUACUGAAAGUACCUUUAAAAUUACAUUGUAAAUAGAUUGUGAGGAACACUUUGUUCGGCUGGCCCGACUUCUGUUAAUUAAGAGUUACGUGUCAUACCGAUGUAUUUGAUGUCAUCGCCAUGAUAAAUUUGUGUAUGUUUUGAUAAAUUAAUUUUAAUUUUUACUGUUUUCUUAAUGAGUUUAAUCGUUGAUUACAUAUCUAUGUCAACAAAUUUCAUUCGAUGCUUUUUU